AUGGCGCCGCUGCGCGAGCUCCGGAGGCUGGCGGAUGGCGUGGGCCUCGUGCUCGCCGAGGCGGCGAGGAGCUCGCGGGCCUUCGAAGCCGCCCGUUCUGCCGGCAGCGUCGAGUCCGCCGUGGUGGCGGCCCUGAAGGCGGCCAUCGUGGCUGCCACAGACGUCGCGGGGCUCACCAGUGGCCGCGUCCGCGUGUACGAGGCGCCCGGGCCUCGUUCUACCGUCGUACACUUCUCCUCGGGGCCGCCGGCGGGCGCGUCGUCUGGAUCCGUCUCCGUGGCAGCGGAGUCGGCUUCGCCGCCGGCGGGAGCCACCGGGGUGGACACGCCCGCGGGGGAGACUUGUGAUGCCGCAGGGGACGCCGCGGUGUUGGAUGUUGCGCAAAGCGUUGCUGAAGAAAGAGGCAAUGAAUUGGCGCCGACGGUGGCGGAGCAGGAAGGAGAGCCCGGGAAUGGGAGAAUCGUUCAAGCGAGAAGACAGCGUCGUCCUCGCGAGAGGAGAGUUCCAUCCACCCCUCUCGGAAGAGCCAUUGGGUAUGAACCGUGUUUCACGUCGUGGGCAACCCGUUCUGAUCGAAAAUCUUGAAUAUAUUACCGAGGCCGCUCUCACAUUCAUAAAAAAUCGCUGAAAAUGGCGCUGGGUAUUUUGCGUUUUAUCUCCUGGCUCCUACUUUCUUCUCUGCCCUGCGCAAUCGAAUGGGUGGGCGACUGGUAACAUGAAGGGUCUCUAAUGCUUUCUGCUCUAGGAUUUAACCUUCUUCUUCAUGUUGUGAAUCAAGCUGGAGACAGAAUUUAGCAGCCUCAUCUGUUCCUCCGUGAGAUCCAUCAGGAAAUGAGUGUGAAAGCAAGGGAGUCCUGUGCACUUGAACGGUUCUUUAAGCCUCUGGGCUUUCGAAUUUUCUGUCCUGACCCACCUAGACGGUGGUUUUUCCUGUCGCAAAUGGGUUCAAGCGAUGGGAUUUCAUUCUUCUGUCAGCGGAGAAAACACCUUAAAACGAGUCUCGGUGUGUAUAAUGUGCUUGGUGGAUGAGGAAGGUAAUUGAGUGCGGCUUAUAAUGGCUUGAUAGAGGAGAUCCCCUGUGGAGUUUGAAGUAUUUAUUUAUUUAUUUAUUUUUUCUGGUUCACGUAUUGGGUAUAGAAAAUUAAUGCUGUGAGAGAAUGAACUCGGUCAAAGUCUGGGACUCUCUGAAUCUCUGGGUUGCAGCCAAAUAAACGCCACAGGUCCACCAUUUCUCAGAGAACAAAAUCUGGGUGCUUCAUGGGCAGUUUGAAAUUUAGUCAAACUGUUUGUAGCGUUUUGGAGUUCUUCGUUGUCAGGAAGCUUGUAAUAAGUAUCCUCGUGUAGUUUGAUAUUUAGUCCCCACGCACUGACUUCAUUGGCCAUCUUCCCCUCUUCUAUACUGUGAUAGGUUUGCCGGGCUGGGAGCUGGUCUUGCUUGGGGUACGCUUCAAGAAUCUGCAAAGAGGCUCAUAUUUGGAGCGCCCCAGUCUAACGAGAAGCAAUCGGUGGUCUCACCAUUCUUGUCAGAGCAGAAUGCAGAGCGUUUGGCACUUGCGCUUUGCAGGAUGCGUGGUGCUGCAUUAAAACUGGGACAGAUGCUGAGCAUCCAAGAUGAGUCCCUCGUACCUGCACCGGUACUACAAUCUUCUUUUUUUCUGUAUUUUUUUUACAUUUAAUUUAAUAUAUAUUUUUCUUGUGUGUACAUUUAUUUUAGGGUUCCACAAAAGUAGCUCAGUUUAUAACAGUUGACUUACAAAUCCAGAACCUGAUGGAAGAGCGUGACUAGUCAUAUUGUUUCCGGGCUUUGUGGCUGAUAUGACCAGGAGAAUAUUUCAUAAUAUGCACAGCCUUUUUCCUACGCUGGUUUUAGUAUCUAUGAUAACCAAUAUCUAAUACACCUCAUAGUUAAGUAAAAGAUGUCAUACAUAAUAGUCAGGAUGUGAACUGAUAGAUAAUAAGUCAUCGUGAUAUUAUUUAUGUUCACAUUAAAAUACGUCCAUUUGUUUAAUCUCUAGCUUGGUCUGAGAUAUAUCAUGUUUGGCCAAAAAGGCAGCAUUCUAUUUGCUAAUUGUCUGAUUGGAUGAUUCCCAAAUGCUAUAGCGAGCAUCAUGAUCAUGACUCGGGUCGGAAUCAACCCUCAACUGUAGGAGCCCAAUUCCUCUUGGUAGUUGGAUAGAGAAUUGUCUAAAGUUUGGAAGUUCCGACUGGGUUUCAGAUCACAGGGCUACCAUCUUACUUUUUAUUGCGCCAUGUUUCAUUACGGGGUGAAUAUUUUGAUCAGAGGGAUGAAACUGUAUUCAAAUAUUAGCUUCUUUGGGUUAGCAUGCUAAUUGGUUUUUGAUUGGUAUCCAUGUGAAGACAUGAAUCUUGAAACAGCAUACUUCUGGAUUUGCAAAAACAAGGAAAUACCAAAUCACAGGGAAAUGCUGCACACUCUCUCCUAUUGUAAAAGCUUGUUCGACAGUCUGGUGCGUUUUGGGCUUACCCGAAAGAAAACAUACUCGUUUAGACCAUUGAAAUAAGAUUCCUUCCACAUCGAUAAGCGAAAGGAUUCAAAACCCAUGAUGUAUUUAAAUCGGAAGCACAUAAUUUAGUACCACAGGUUUGAGCCAGCUUGAACUUUUUUCCCGCGGGAAUUUUCAAUUGCUUCAGUAUUGGCCGCAAUCAACAUGUUCCAAGGCGGAGAUUGUGUCUCUAAUCGUAUCUCCUCUCCUGGCCUUCCAGAGUUUUCAGGGUCCAGAGCGGAGUUCAUAUGGUACAUGUUAUAUGAUCCUUACAUAGAUGGAGGACUCAUCUUACUUUCCGUAUAAAAUUGCCUACAAUUCCAUUUUAAUUGUUGAAUGAAAUGUCACUAGAUAGUUCUUGUUGUCACCCAAAAUUCACUAUUUUUUAAAUUAUCCCAUAGAAUGAUUAAUGAGGUUGUCAAUGGUCUGUUCGCUUGUUGAGUCAAUUCCAUACAAUGUAGAACAUGGCAUGAAUAUUGACAUGAAACCAAAGCUAUGUAGAUGUUGGAGCUAUAGUGUCAUUGUCAUGGACGACCUGUCCAUCUGAAGGGUGACCUUAUAUAUUUUUAAUGUAUAUCUGUCAUGUAGAUUUUGGCUGCUUUGGAUAUUGUGCGUCAAGGUGCUGACGUUAUGCCUAGAAGCCAGCUUGACAGUGUCUUAGGCACUGAGUUGGGACCCGAGUGGUCUUCAAAGUUGAGUAGUUUUGAUUAUGAGCCACUAGCUGCAGCGAGUAUUGGCCAGGUAUGCUCAUUUUUUAUUUCCUCCAUUUCUCAUGCUGUUUUGUUAGUCUUUCCAGCUAUACAAAUUUCUCAGCUCGUUUGAUUAAUUACAUUGCAAAACUUGCUUUGAUGCGCAAAUGUCCAACUAUUUUCUCUCUUUCAAAAGAACAGCAGACAUAAAAAUAUAUCUGAAUUUGAGGAGAUUGAAUAUCAAUUCAUAAAGCUUACUGUUUCUGAAAAGGAAAAGAAAAAAUUGCCACUUUUCCUGUUAGUUCUCUUCGUGCUCUUAUUGCAAUUAAGUGAAGGGGUUCUGUAAAUGGAUUCAUACUGCUCGACGGUUUCACUUUAAUGGGUGAUUAAAUUCGUUUAGCUCAUGCCUCAGAUACUGCAAGGAAAGUCUCAAUAGGCUCUCUGAGUAAAACAAACUGGAUUUGAAGAUGCAAAGAAAACGAGGGGCGAGUCUGAUGGGCCAAGUUAGUGAUCUUUCCUUGGUACACCAAAACCAUCUGGUCAUUGAGUAUCAUCUGCUCUCAGCUGGAAGUUAUCGGUUACCAAAAGAAAUCUGUUUUGUUUCUAGUCUGUCUGGGGUCUAGAUGCUAGACAGGAUGCAGUCAUAAUUGAAGACCUUUACUCCCCUUCUGUAAGGAGGAUUUUUUUAUGACUUGAAAAAACAUUUUAAACCCUUCUGUAAGGAGGGUUGGGUCCAUUUACGAUUGCUGAGUAAAGAUCCUGGCCAAAUGUUGCCGAGGUUGUCUAUUUAAGGAAGUAGUUUACAAAAAUUGAAGUAUGGGAGCUUUCGUAUGUUUAUGCUGGUUAGUCAUAACUUGAGUCUGAUAUAAUCUUUCUCCUGGUAUGAACAACUCCAUGAAUUGGUCCAAUAGACUUUUCUUUACCAUCUAGAAUCUGUUUACAGUUGUAUUUUUUUCUUUCGUGCUGAGAUUCCAGGUUCAUCAGGCAGUCAUGAAGGAUGGUUUGAAGGUUGCUGUUAAAAUACAGUAUCCAGGUGUUGCAAACAGCAUUGAAAGUGAUAUCGAGAAUGUGAGACGACUUUUGGAAUAUACAAACUUAAUUCCAAAAGGCCUUUUCCUUGAGAGGGCCAUAAAGGUAUGCUUCCAAUAGAUCCUGGUAUUGAACUUUAUUUUUAUCCGGGAAAUGAUGCAUAUUUCUUUUUGGAUUGUGCUCUGCUCGCAACUUUAAGAUAAAUGGUGCAUGAAGAAAAAGAGGGGAUAGAAAGGUGGAGGGAUCAGAAGAUGAAGAAGAAACUCGCCUGUGAGCUUUAUGGGCCACCCUCAACCACAUGAGAAAAAGGGCAUCAUGUUGGGAAAUUUUCAAGAAUAUUUGCUUAAUAUGAUCUGGUUCUGCUCCUGAGGUGGCUGAUUUGGCCAAUCCGAUCCAAUCAAGAUCAGUUCUCUUUCUGUUAAUUUUGGGGAUCCAGUCCUAUUUAACAUACCAUGUUCCUGAGCCUGAUUCUUUGCUUGUUUCAUAAUCAACUCUAUUUGCGUUUCCAAUACCUCGAUUUCUUUUUUGUUUUCUGUCUUUCCACAUAACUACUUCCAUGUUGUUUUUGGAAAGUGAGGCUUGUUCACAUGUUCUAUGAUUAAAUCCUGUGUGUAGUCCAUUAUCACAUAAAGUUAUGGAGUCAGGCUUAUUACUUUGUAUGAAUGCAGUAUGAUCUCCGCAUCGUAAAUCAGCAUCAGUUUCACGAAACACUUUUUACUGAAGGGUUUUGACUUUGUAGGUAGUCAUUGAGGUUGGUCGUUCAGUAGAUAGCAUAUAGUAACGCAUUUUUGCAUCUCAGCAGUUUAUGAUACCUCUGCCAAGUAUAAAGAUGACGACUGUGAAUGCCUUUGACUGUUGCGAAUUUAUUUUUUUUGAAAGUUUCUAAACUCUUGAUCAUCUCUUCAUACAUCUAUUUGAUACUGUUUCAACUCUUGAGCUCGUUUCUUCCCUAGGCAACUUCCAGUUAUUCUAUGGGCUCUAAUCUGAUGUAGAACGAAUACAGCGGCUAAUAACGUUUGGGGCAGUUAAAACCUACAAGAAGACUUUUCUUGUUAAACAGUAUUGUUCUUAAUGAUCUUAUUAGCAAUGUUUUGUAGGUAGCGAAAGAGGAGUUAUCACGGGAAUGUGAUUACGAGUUAGAAGCGGUAAACCAAAAGCGAUUCCGUGAUCUGGUAUCUGGUGCAGAUGGCUUUUAUGUUCCCAAGGUCAUAGAUGAUUUCUCUAGCAGAAAAGUGUUAACAACUGAGCUUGUCUCUGGUAAAUACUUUGUAUACAAUCAGAACCCACCCUGUUUUUAGUAUUAAUCUGGAUUUUAUUGCAGGUGUUAGUUAUGGAUACCUUAUUCUCACUGAUAGCCAGUACCCUUUUACGGCCUUUCUUCUGCAGGCGUGCCUGUUGAUAAGGUGGCAUUACUCGAUCAGGAAGUUCGCAACUAUGUUGGGAGGAAAUUGCUUGAGCUGACCCUCAAGGAGUUAUUUGUCUUUCGGUUCAUGCAGGUGGGUCUAUCCAAAUGAGAAAGCAAUCCCAUUUAUUUAUCCCUGUUCAUAGUGAGAACUGAUUCCGCCAGUGACCCACAUGUUAUGGAGAACUAUGAAAAUAUAAAUUAUUACUAAAUCUUGCAACAGAUGCAUCGGGCAAUAUGGAAAAUUGAGGCACUGCCUCUGUCUUAGAUUUUUUUAAAAAAUAAAGUCAGAUAUGCCCAUUCUCUCUUCUAUAUAAUGUGGAAAAUUGAUGGAAAACUUAUUGGAUGCUACAAUGAUUUGUCUUUAUUCCCCUAUUUCUAUAUCGCAUGAGCACAAUGGCUGAACCAUGAUCAACUUUCUAUUCUGACUGCAUGAUCUACUGGAUGUUGAUCAGACCGAUCCCAAUUGGAGCAAUUUCUUGUACGAUGAGACCACCAAAAUGAUCAACCUCAUCGACUUUGGGGCAGCUCGAGAGUAUCCAAAAGGUUUUGUGGAUGAUUAUCUCCGAAUGGUAUGCCUCCAUGACUCAGCACUCCAGCCUUUGGGAACUUGUUGAAUUGAAUUGCCUGUAAUGCGCGAUCAUAUUUCUUUGGAUCACUUCUUUCUUCCGAUGAAAUUCUUCCAUGAUUUGGUCUCUCUUUCUUUGCCUAUUAUGGUGGUUUUAUCAUUUCAACACGAUUUAGAAAAGGUUUUUAUAUCUGCUUCCAGGUAAAAUCAUAUUUUAUGUUCUUUCCCUAAACUUAAUGGAAAGGCUCGAUUGGAUUUGAUUUUCUGAUCCUUUCAGUUGUAGAUGAUAAGCAUAAAACCCCUUCCCAUAGUCUUCAACCUGUCAUUUACAUACUAUGCAAAUCACGUGCAUAUAUUACUUCUAGUUCUUAGUGGGUAUGGAAAUUACUGUUCUACGGCAUUCCUGUCUAGUUUUCUUCUGCAUCAAGUCUAAGGAGAGGACUUUUGACAACAUUUAGUCACCGCGCAAUGAUUGAGCGAGCUUACUUUGUUCAUUUCCUAAAAUGGUUCUCCUGUCAUUUGAUCAUUCUCAUGUUGAAAUCAUAGGGAAGCAUAUAAUUCUUAUAGAGAUCCAAAGAAAAGUGGGAUAAUAUAGAAGGGUCUUUAGAAGGAGGUUUCCCCCCCUCAGACACCUCCAUAUUUAUCAUGCAGCGGUCAUCUAUAUAAACAUUCCCACCACCCCAAAGUAACUAAAUUAGAACUCCUGCUUAUCAUUUAGCUUGAUACCCAUAUAAAGAGAAUCUGUGCUCUCUCUCUCUCUCUCUCUCUGUUGGGGUGGGGGAUAGAAUAGUCAUUGUUUCGGAUGCAAUUAGAUGUCCUCAUUCCUCUAUCUCCUCUAAUGCAAGGAUUCACCUCUCGUUUCCGUGUUGGCAUCUAUCUGUUGGGUACAACUAGGACGGGAACACAUUUCAUUUGUCCAUCCCUUAAAAUCUAGAAGCUCCAAAGACAAGGCAGUGGUCAACGCUUCGUCACCUUAUCGAUAAGGUACAUCAUCUCAGCAGAAGCAUAGAUAAUAAAAUGCUUUUGUAGUAUGAUAUGAUCUAAUAAUGGCAGCAUUCUAUGCAUAUUGACUGUCUUGACGGGUGAUCAUCUUUUGUGAUGUGUUGAAAGAUUUGAUAUUUCAUACAACAGUAGUAAGCUGAGCGUGAGUUCGAUCUGCCCAUCCAAUCGUAAGCUUUCUUAGCUGUGUGAGAUGAUGAACACAAAUUAAUGUCGCCCACUGCACUAGAUGAAGAUCGGGGACCGCACAUUUAUGAACGAAAUUCUUCAAAUAGGCUAAUUUUUCUAUGAUUGCGGUGGGUCCUUUGGGGUGGGUUGAAGGCAGGAAACGCGUUGGGUAUCCACGCAUCAUCUCGUCUUGAUUUCGAUUUUCUUGUCAAGGGGGAGAUGGAAUGUGGAUUACCAUCGGAAGAAGAAUGCAUACUCAGACGAACCCAACCCACCCUCGCAGCUGCGCGUGGCUCUAAUGGAGAAAAGCUUUAUGAUUCAGGGGAAAAGCUUUCGUGAUAUGAGUUUCGCUCUAAUGUGGUGAGCAGGUGCUGGCUUGUGCGGAGGCGGACGGGGGCUCCGUGAUCGAGAUGUCCCGGCGGCUGGGCUUCCUCACCGGCAUGGAGUCGGAGGUGAUGCUGGAGGCGCACGUACAGGCCGCCUUCAUCGUCGGGCUGCCCUUCGGCACGGCCGGGGGUUACGACUUCCGGUCGUCCAACAUCACCCACAGCAUCUCCGGCAUCGGGGCGACGAUGCUGAAGCACAGGCUCACGCCGCCGCCGGACGAAGCCUACAGCCUCCACCGGAAGCUCUCCGGAGCCUUCCUGGCCUGCAUCAAGCUGGGCGCCGUGGUGCCGUGCAGAGAGCUCCUGCUGCAAGUUUAUCAGCAGUACUGCUUCUCCGACGACAACGAGGAGACGAUCUCCAGCAGUGUAGCCUGA
Molecule: messenger RNA, 8120 nt
Organism: Spirodela intermedia
Lineage: Eukaryota; Viridiplantae; Streptophyta; Magnoliopsida; Alismatales; Araceae
Source: the annotation of a GenBank genome assembly